AUGGGAACGUUUUUAAAUAUCAGUAAAAUCCUGGAGCUCCGAGGCCCACUGAGCCCGCCGCAGGUGGAGGCGGCCGGAGGCGACAUAGGUGGCCCGGACCGGGUCCUCGGCGUCCGCGCGCUGACCGGCUGCGUCCUGUGCGUCCUGAUCGUCUCCACUCUGCUGGGCAACACGCUGGUCUGCGCCGCCGUCAUCAAGUUCCGCCACCUGCGCUCCAAAGUCACUAACUCCUUCGUGGUGUCGCUGGCGGUCUCCGACCUGUUCGUGGCCGUGCUGGUGAUGCCGUGGCGCGCGGUCUCCGAGGUGGCCGGCGUCUGGCUCUUCGGGCGCUUCUGUGACACCUGGGUGGCUUUCGACAUCAUGUGCUCCACCGCGUCCAUCCUCAACUUGUGCAUCAUCAGCAUGGACCGCUACUGGGCCAUCUCCAGCCCGUUCAGAUACGAGCGCCGGAUGACGCGCAGGUUCGCCCUCCUGAUGAUCGGCGUCGCCUGGACGCUCUCGAUCCUCAUCUCAUUCAUCCCGGUGCAGCUCGGCUGGCACCGCGCGCACAACUCCAACCGCACGGGCCCAGGCGACUGCAACACCAGUCUGAACCGGACCUACGCCAUCUCCUCCUCGCUCAUCAGCUUCUACAUCCCCGUGGUCAUCAUGGUGGGCACGUACACGCGGAUCUUCCGCAUCGCGCAGACCCAGAUAAGACGCAUCUCCUCUUUGGAGAAGGCUCCAGAAGCCCGCGCGCAGACGCAGCGGCUCUCCACCUCGACGCAAACCGAAAGCGCGCUGAAAAAGACCUUCAAGCGGGAAACUAAGGUUCUAAAGACGCUGUCCAUCAUCAUGGGGGUGUUUGUGUUUUGCUGGCUGCCGUUCUUUGUCCUGAACUGCGUGGUGCCGUUCUGCAACUCGGACCAGCCCGGAGCCACGCCGUGCGUCAGCGACACCACUUUCAGCAUCUUCGUGUGGUUCGGCUGGGCCAACUCGUCCCUGAACCCGGUCAUUUACGCGUUCAACGCGGACUUCCGGAAGGCCUUCUCCACCAUCCUGGGCUGCAACCGAUGCUGCUCCGCCUCGGCGGUGGAGACGGUGGACUUCAGCAACGAGCUGGCGUCCUAUCACCACGACACCACGCUGCAGAAGGAGCAGUUGACGACGGGGGGUCCCGGGCCGCAGAGACUCGUCCCGGCGCACACGGCCGGGGAGCUUCAGCAGAACUUCGACAAACUUUCCGAAUAUCCCCGGAACCAGCGGAAUCUGCUGCUCCCCGCCCUCCUGCAGUUUGAGUGCGAGCCGGAGAUCUCUUUAGACAUGAUGCCCUUUAGCUCCUCAGAUCACAACGACUGCUGUCAUAUUCCGGGUCAGAUCCAGGACCUUUGA
Poeciliopsis prolifica (blackstripe livebearer) is the source of this 1371-nucleotide messenger RNA. Its product is annotated as D(5)-like dopamine receptor. Gene Ontology annotation, molecular function: G protein-coupled receptor activity. The record is from RefSeq and is a predicted model, not a curated record. The transcript has a single exon. Gene Ontology annotation, cellular component: membrane. NCBI's taxonomy places the organism in Eukaryota, Metazoa, Chordata, Actinopteri, Cyprinodontiformes, Poeciliidae. Gene Ontology annotation, biological process: adenylate cyclase-activating adrenergic receptor signaling pathway. Bases 1 to 1371 code for a protein of 456 amino acids.